AUGUCUCUCCCCAAAACCUACAAAGCCGCAUCCUUUGACAACAGUGGCUCCAAGCUCGCCAUCAAAGAAGUCGAACUUCAGCAACCUGGCCCAGGCUUCAUCUUGGUCAAAGUCCUUGCAUGCGGCGUCUGCCACUCUGAUUCGUGGAUGCGGCAAGGUCGUUUUGGAGAUUUAUUUCCUCGUGUACCGGGCCAUGAAGCCGUUGGAGACGUCGUUGCUGUCGGUGAUGGCGUUAAGAACGUCAAGGUUGGUGAACGAGUUGGUGGUGCCUGGCAUGGCGGUCAUGACGGAACAUGCCGCUCCUGUCAGACAGGACUGUUUCAACUGUGUAGCAACGGUGUCAUUAACGGCGUGACCAUGGAUGGUGGUUACGCUGAAUAUGUCUUGCUUCACGCCGAAGCUGCCGUUCGAAUCCCUUCCGACGCAGACCCAGCUGAAGUCGCUCCUCUCCUCUGCGCUGGAGUCACUGUCUUCAACGCCAUUCGCAACAUGGGUGUACUCCAAGGCGGACUUGUUGCCGUCCAGGGUCUGGGAGGACUGGGUCACCUGGCGCUCCAGUAUGCUUCCAAGAUGGGAUAUACAGUCGUUGCGAUGAGUGCUGGGAGCGAGAAGAAGGAUUUUGCAAUGAAGCUAGGUGCCCAUCAUUACAUCGACUCCAGGAAAGGCGACCCCUGUGAUGCGUUGCAGAAGCUUGGAGGCGCUAAUAUGAUCCUGUCAACGGCGCCAAACGCAGAGGCAGUCAGCCCUCUUACUGCCGGUCUUGCGCCUCAGGGCAAAUUAGUUGUUCUGUCACCUCUUGGCCCCGUUGAGUUCAAUACCGUUCACAUGAUCAUGAAAGGUCUCAGCGUGCAUGGUUGGAAUACUGGACAUCAACAGGAUUCGGAGGAUGCUAUUGCGUUUGCGCAUACGCAUGGUAUCAAGUGUAUCAUUGAGAAGUUUGACUUUGCGACGGAGCACCGAGAGGCUUUUGAGAAGAUGGAGAGCGGAAAGUUACUUAUACGACAUGUAUUGGGAGACUACCGUGAAGCAGAAAAGGGAGGAUCGCGAUGCGAACCUCUUUUCGAAACUGCUCUUGAACGCGCGAAAUAUCUCGAUGAGUACCUCAAAAAGCACCAAAAGCUCAUCGGUCCUCUUCACGGCAUUCCGGUCUCAGUAAAAGAUCAAUUCAACAUCGCAGGCGUCGAUACAACUCUAGGCUAUGUUGGUCGCUCAUUCAAGCCCGCCAGCGACAAUGCCGUCAUGGUGACUAUCCUCGAGAAUCUUGGUGCAAUCAUUAUAACCAAGACAGUCAUUCCUCAAAGCAUCAUGUAUGGUGAGACUGAAAGCCCUCUCUGGGGACUGACUACAUAUCCCGGAAAACCCGAGCUUUCGCCAGGUGGUUCAUCAGGUGGCGAGGCUACUCUGAUGCGAAUGUCUGGAUCACUUGGUGGUUGGGCAACUGAUAUUGGAGGCUCAAUUCGUGUUCCAAGUCACUUAUGCGGUCUUUUCGGACUGAAGCCUUCGUCUGGUCGGUUCUCAUACUCCGGUGCAGCGAACUCUCACGAGGGACAGUCUCAUGUUCCUUCAUCAAUUGGUCCCAUGAGUCCAGUGCUCUCGAACCUUAUCACCUUGACCAAAGAAUGUCUACUCGCAGAACCGUGGAGGCUCGACCCAAACGUCGUCCCCAUUCCAUGGCGACAACACGAUUUCUACAAUGUUCAGAAGCGAAAACUCACAAUCGGUGUCAUUCUAGACGAUGGGGUCGUGAGACCUCAUCCAGAAAUCCAAGAAGCUGUGCACCGUGCAGUAGCAAUAUUCGAAAAGGCAGGGCAUAAAGUCAUUCCGUGGAGUACAGCAGAUCAUUCAAGCUGCAUCGAAAUUCAAGACCAAUUCUACCGUGCAGAUGGUGGAGAGGAUAUCAAGACUGAGGUCGCAGUCGCAGGCGAGCCGAUGAUUGCCCAUGUCGAGGCGCUCGUCAACUCGUCCAAACCUAUAUCGGUGUAUGAGUACUGGCAACUCAACCGUCGCAAGACAGCGGCCCAAGAAGCUUACAACAAGAAGUGGAAUGCCGCUGACGAAGGAUCAUGUGUCGACGUUAUAAUCAGUUCAGUAUCGCCUCAUACGGCUGUCCCGCAUAGGUCGAGCCGAUGGACCGGCUAUGCCAAGAUAUGGAACUUCCUUGACUACACAGCCAUGUCGUUUCCAUUCGCAAAAUUCGGAAAGUCUGAAGAUUCAACAUCGUCUGAUGUUUAUGUCGCUGCAACUGAGGAAGCGCGUCAUAGUUACUUGCAUGAGUAUGCGCCUCGCAAUGCGAUUGAUGAGUGGAUACGGGGACUCUACGAUCCUGAGGCAAUGCAAGGGCUUGACAUUGGAGUACAGAUCAUUGGAAGGAGAUAUGAAGAGGAAAAGGUUUGCGAUUCGCUAGGUUACAUAUUUGGUUCAUAUUUCCGUCAGAUAGAGUUCUUACAGGUUUACACGAGUAAGAAACCUACUCGGAGAAAAUCAUAUGAUACGCUGCAAAUGUCCGAGAAUAAGGAGAUCAUCCAUAAGCCGAAGUCUAUUCUCACAAUUGCCUUUAAUCGCCUGUACUACUACAAUGGCAUCAUAACUCUAUCUAUCAUGAUUGACGAUGCACCAUCCAUUCCGCUAUCUGCGGAGAAAUCCCGCGUCUCGAUGUCACCAUCUCUCCUAACCCCGAUAGGAAACCCCUAG
Messenger RNA from Fusarium redolens, 2691 nucleotides. RefSeq names its product amidase signature domain-containing protein. Gene Ontology annotation, molecular function: oxidoreductase activity; zinc ion binding. Lineage: Eukaryota; Fungi; Ascomycota; Sordariomycetes; Hypocreales; Nectriaceae. The record is from RefSeq and is a predicted model, not a curated record. The coding region runs from base 1 to 2691 and encodes 896 amino acids. The transcript has 6 exons.